AGCGCUAUCUGUAACAUAUGGUAACUACAUUUUCUAAAAUAUAUCGCUGCCGUUUCGUUUGACCAAGCUAAAACAAUUUAGUGAUUGUGCAGGAUAAUAUUAAAUGCAAACGUUCUAUUACAAUUAAUUAAAAUGGGUGGUGUUGAAAAUAGUAUGGUAAUCAAAAUCAAUAAAUGGGAUGGAUCUGCUGUAAAAAAUGCAUUGGACGAUGCAAUUAAGGAUGUUCUUACAAAAAAAUAUAAUUACAUAGAAAAUUUUACUCUUCUUGAUGGAAGAUUGGCACUCUGUGGAAUUGCAGUAACAAUAGCUAUUAUCGCAUUGCUAUUUGAUUAUUUAUAUCCAUUUCCAGCAUCUAAACCUGUUUUAAUAGUUUGCGUCUCUUUAUAUUUUGUUUUGAUGGGACUUUUAACUCUUUACACAACGUAUAAAGAAAAAGGCAUAUUUGUUGUUGCUAUUCAAAGAGAUCCUUCGGGUUAUAAUCCUGAUCUUAUUUGGGAAGCAAGUUCAUAUCUUAAAAAAUAUGAUGAUAGAUAUACUCUCGUAUUGUCUGUUAGCAGUCCUUCCACAGGGGUAACUAAUCAAAGUGUUGUAACAAAAUCAAUUGCAAAAUUUAUUGAUGUAAAUGGUGUGGUAAUACCAGGACUAAUAGAAGCAGUUGUAACAGAUAUGCAUGACAGUAUAACACGUCAACGCAAAGACAAAUAAUUACUUUAUGAUUAUAUAAAAAUAUGUGAUUUUUAUGUUUAAAUAUACACUUCAUACAAUUUAUAUCAUUUUUCCUUGAUGUACAUUCAAAAUGAUAUCAGAAUGAAAGAAAAGUAUUCAUUAAAGCUUUUCAUUUAUCAAAAUAAAAAUGUAAGCCAACACAAUAA
Messenger RNA from Polistes dominula (European paper wasp), 872 nucleotides. It is a transcript of the gene Spase25, whose product is annotated as Signal peptidase complex subunit Spase25. The record is from RefSeq and is a predicted model, not a curated record. Gene Ontology annotation, cellular component: signal peptidase complex; membrane. Gene Ontology annotation, biological process: protein targeting to ER. NCBI's taxonomy places the organism in Eukaryota, Metazoa, Arthropoda, Insecta, Hymenoptera, Vespidae.